Salvelinus sp. IW2-2015 is the source of this 2289-nucleotide messenger RNA. RefSeq names its product keratin, type II cytoskeletal 8. Gene Ontology annotation, cellular component: keratin filament. Lineage: Eukaryota; Metazoa; Chordata; Actinopteri; Salmoniformes; Salmonidae. Gene Ontology annotation, molecular function: structural constituent of skin epidermis. Gene Ontology annotation, biological process: keratinization; intermediate filament organization. The record is from RefSeq and is a predicted model, not a curated record.
CAUCUACAGUGAGUCUCUCAGUCUCCACAGACCACCUCCUGUAACACUGGCUAAAACGUAAGUCGUCAUGUCCACCAGAGCUGUGAAGAGCACCAGCUACUCUGUGAGGCCCUCCUCUGCAGGCAUGGGCUCCCCUCAGAACUUCAGCAGCAGCUCCUACUCCGGUGGGUAUGGUGGUGCCAGACAGAGCUACAGCGUCCGCAGCUCCUACGGGGGCGUUGGCAGCAGCGCCGGGGGCGUUGCAGCAGGUGGUUAUAGGGUAGUUGUGGCUGGGGGGUCCGUGCAAAGACGGGGUGUGAUGGAGUUUGGGUAUGCGGGCAUGGGUGUUGAGGGUGGUAUGGGUGUUGGCGGUGGUAUGGGUGUUGGCGGUGGUAUGGGUGUUGGCGGUGCUAUGGGUGUUGGCGGUGGAAUGGGUGUUGGCGGUGCUAUGGGUGUUGGCGGUGCUAUGGGUAUGGGUGGUGGUAUGGGAGGUGGGAAGAUGACCUGUACGGGACCCCCUCAAAUCACAGCUGUUCAGGUCAACCAGAGCCUGCUGGCACCACUGAACCUGGCGAUCGACCCCAACAUCCAGGUUGUCCGCACCCAGGAGAAGGAGCAGAUCAAGACSCUCAACAACCGCUUUGCCUCCUUCAUCGAUAAGGUGCGUUUCUUGGAGCAGCAGAACAAGAUGCUGGAGACCAAGUGGAGCCUCCUGCAGGACCAGACCACCACCCGCUCCAACAUUGACGCCAUGUUCGAGGCCUACAUCUCCAACCUGCGCAGACAGCUGGACGGCCUGGGCAACGAGAAGAUGAAGCUGGAGGGGGAGCUGAAGAACAUGCAGGGUCUGGUUGAGAACUUCAAAACCAAGUAUGAGGAUGAGAUCAACAAGCGUAACGAGUCUGAAAACAGUUUUGUUCUCCUGAAGAAGGAUACAGAUUCUGCAUACAUGACCAAGAUGGAGCUGGAGGCCAAGCUGGACUGUCUCACUGAUGAGAUUGAGUUCCUCAGGAGUAUCUAUGAUAUGGAGCUGCGUGAGCUGCAGGGCCAGAUCAAGGACACCUAUGUGGUGGUAGAGAUGGACAACAGCCGUAACCUGGACAUGGACUCCAUUGUCGCUGAAGUGCGCGCCCAGUACGAGGACAUCGCCAACAGCAGCAGAGCUGAGGCCGAGACCUGGUACACACAGAAAUAUGAACAGAUGCAGUUGUCAGCCAGAAAGUAUGGGGACGACCUGAAAAACACUAAGGCAGAGAUUGCAGAUAUGAACCGUAAAAUCAUGAGAUAUCAGUCUGAAAUUGACAUGAUGAAGGGUCAGCGCACCCACCUGGAGAACCAGAUUGCUAAGGCAGAGGAGCACGGUGAGCUGGCGGUGAAGGACGCCAGGCUUCGCAUCAACRAUCUCGAGGUGGCUCUGCAGAGAGCCAAACAGGACAUGACCAUGCAAGUCCGCCAGUACCAGGAGCUGAUGAAUGUCAAGCUGGCCUUGGACAUUGAGAUCGCCACUUACAGGAAGCUGCUGGAGGGAGAGGAGAGCAGGCUGGUGACUGGAAUCAAGUCGGUCAGCAUCUCCAAACAGUCUUCUUCAAUGAACUACAACUCUUACCCCCUGGAGAGCAGUCGCACCACUAGCUACGUCCGGGGCUCAAUGGGCGGAUACAAGAGCAGCAGCACUUACAUCAGUGGCCAUGCGAACAGCCAUGUAGGCCCCAGUUUUGACCUGCCUGGCUGUAUCAUCCUGGGAGCCACCAACGGUAUCCAGGUCUCUACCAGCAGAGACGUGGAUUCCAACAACACCCUGGGAGGCAGCAAAGGCACCAGCAGAGAUGUGGAUUCCACUGUCACCCGAGGAGAUGAAUGAGGAGACUUCGUCAUCACAGGCGACCAUGGAAUUUGUUUAUUCUUUCUGUGACAGAUUUGUGCUUCCACAACCUACUUUUCAGCCUUCCACUCACAUUCAUUUGACUUUUCUAGCCAGGUUAGUACAUCAUUUGCCUGCCAAACAGUGACCUAUCAAACAGGCUAAUUGGAAUCACAGCCAGUCUAACUGUAAGUUCAUUUUCCUACCCACAAAUGGUCUGGUUUAAAGUGGUAAAUAUGAAGGGUUAUGUAUUCCUGAACGGCCCCUGAAAGUCGACCCCUUAUGUCUAUUUGGCCUACUUGUGUGGUCUCGUUCACUGUCGAUGGAUGCUAUCCAUCUCAUUUGUCUGUCCACACCUGAGUCACCAGCAGGUGUCAUUGUAGCAGAUGUUUUUCUCUCUGGUUGCUCAGAGACCCAUUAAAGCACUAGGAGAACAAACAACCUCUCAA